AUGUCCUCCGCAACGACCUCGACCUCCGCCCCGUCCUCCGCGACGCAGCCGAAGCCUUUCCCGCGCCGCCGCCCGGCCGCGCUGCUGCCUACGUUCGACAACUACACGACGUACGCUUACGGCUCGCAGGGCGUCGAGUUCUCCGUCUUCGCGCACAAGCACAAGUCCACCACACGCUCGCCGGCCGCCGUCAGCGCUUCAUGGCGCUCGCGCGACGACGCCAUGGCCUCUCUCCCCAAGCGCAAGCCGUCCGUCCCUCUCUGGGAGCGCCGCGGCGUACCCGCACCAGUCUCACUAGCGCCCGCGGCGCCAAUGUCGCCCAAACCGCGCAUCUACACGCCCGAAGACCUCAUGCGCCUCUCCGCCUCGCCCCUCGUGCACGUCAAAGACGAAUGGCACACGCCCCUCGCCGACGCGGCGCACAUCCUCCUCAGCGGCCCGCAAUGCAAGCCCCGCCCGCGCCGCCGCCGCCAGCGCGCGCCGCGCUCGGCCGCCAGUGCGAACUCCAACUCGAGCGCGAGCUCGGGGCAGGCGUUGUCGGCGUCGAGCAUCGCGUCGUACUUCGAGAUGAUGUACGUCGGGGUCGGCGGAUCGCCGUUUGGUUCGUCGUCGUCGAGUGCGGAGGGCUCGGUGUUUGAGGAGGGCAGGCUUAGUGGGGAGAGCAGUCGGUCGAGCAGCCCGAUGCGCUCGGAUGAGGGGUCGUUCCCGCGCAAUGAGAACGUGCCGUGCCCGCCUGAUUCGGCAAGGACGACGGCGUGGUGA
Messenger RNA from Peniophora sp. CBMAI 1063, 762 nucleotides. The record is from the annotation of a GenBank genome assembly. NCBI's taxonomy places the organism in Eukaryota, Fungi, Basidiomycota, Agaricomycetes, Russulales, Peniophoraceae.